AUGUCCGAUUCGGGGCAUAGAUUGAGACCUCUUGCUGUUAGUACGCCAUUGCGAGAAACGGAUCUUGACAGAUCUCACAUGUCUGUUAGAUCAGCUCGAAAACGUCGGCAUAGACCACAACGCAGAGAAGAUAUUGGUACAGAAUUUGUAGUCGCAGUCCCUAGAAAUCUUCCAGGUCCUUCGGCACACAACACAUCAAAUUCGAACAAUCUAAAUACUGCUAAUACAAAUAAUAAUAAUGACGCCCCUCGUGUUCCCUCUCGAUCAAAAAGGAGGGCAAAAUUGGCUAAAUUAGUCCUUGCAGAGAUUCGCUAUUUGCAGAGAACUACGCACCCUCUCAUUCGUCGAGCAUGUUUUGCACGCGUUGUUCGAUCAAUUAGUCAUGAUUGUGAAUAUAGGACUCAGAAUCUACGAUGGCAAGCCGCUGCUUUGGAUUGUCUACAAGAGGGCACGGAGGCAUUUAUUGUGGAUUUUUUCUCCCUUUGUGCUCGUGCUGCUGCGCAUGCUAAACGAGUGACUGUAAUGGUUCGCGAUAUCAAUUUUAUCAUGCAUUUUUAUAAUAAGAAUUUAUCCUUGUAA
Messenger RNA from Rodentolepis nana, 579 nucleotides. NCBI's taxonomy places the organism in Eukaryota, Metazoa, Platyhelminthes, Cestoda, Cyclophyllidea, Hymenolepididae. The record is from the annotation of a GenBank genome assembly.